AUGGUUGCCCGCCGCAACCCCGUCGUGCCCAGGCGCACGGUGAGCGUCGCCGGCUGCCCCGUCCAGACGACGGUGACCGCGCGCCCGGCUGUGGCGCGCCGCUGGCUGUACACCACCCUGUGGCGCCAGCGCCGCCGCCUCCACCAUCCCGCCGGCGGUCUCACCGUGGGCCUGGGCGUGCAGUGGACGCCGCCCUCCCGCCGCCUCCCCGCCGGCGUCGAGCCGCGGCCGGGCACGCUGCAGCUCUGCUGCGGCAACCGCUGCCUCGUCUUCCAGCUCGCGCGCGUCGGCGGCGGCGGCGCGGUGCCCCAGAUCCUCCGCCGGUUCCUGGCGGACGCCCGCGUCACGUUCGCGGCCUACUACGUAGCGUCCGACUGCCGGAAGCUGCGCGCGCACCACGGCCUGGAGGUGGAGUCCACGCUGGAACUCUGCGGCGCCGGCGGCACGGGCAGAGCGUCCAUGGCGGACAUGGCGGACAGGCUGCUGGGGAUCCGUCACGGGAUGGGCAAGCCGAUGAAGCUCAGCAGGAGCAGGUGGGACGGGGCGAAGCUGUCCAUGGAGCAGGUCCGUUACGCCGCCAUCGACGCAUAUAUCUCGUGCCGCCUCGGCGUGCACCUCCGCCGCCGUGCCGCCGUGCACGUGGCAGAUCAGGACGAUGAGUCGGAGGCCGGGUAUUCCGACGACGACGUGCGGUCUGCGACGAGCGAAGCGUCGGAGGAGCCGGAGUACGAGCACGGCGGUUGGGGUCGGUUCGUCGGAUUCAUAGAAAGAGUGAGCGGAGACCAGCAGGAUUGGGAGGCAUCAGUCGACGACCAUGUGUAUGAUAGUAUGUGCUCUGUCGUCUACUGA
Setaria italica (foxtail millet) is the source of this 849-nucleotide messenger RNA. RefSeq lists its product as uncharacterized. Gene Ontology annotation, biological process: nucleobase-containing compound metabolic process. The coding region runs from base 1 to 849 and encodes 282 amino acids. The record is from RefSeq and is a predicted model, not a curated record. Gene Ontology annotation, molecular function: nucleic acid binding; 3'-5' exonuclease activity. Lineage: Eukaryota; Viridiplantae; Streptophyta; Magnoliopsida; Poales; Poaceae. The transcript has a single exon. Gene Ontology annotation, cellular component: nucleus; cytoplasm.